GCACGAUCGGUAUUCUAUGUUGAGCGAAAUCGUCAGGAGUGGGACAAGAUUGCUUCUGUGUACCGUGACUUUAUUCGACUUUAGAGGAAUAAUUCAAGAUGUCAGGAGGGGAGCAGAUCGAGAUGAUAAUUGACUGUGACCCUGGUGUCGACGAUGCCGUGGCCAUCAUGAUGGCGCUGUCUCAACCCAGUGUGAAUCUACUUGGACUCACCUGCGUUGGUGGAAACACACCCAUUGAUAACGUACUCAGGAAUGCACUCAGGGUGUUGAGAUUGUGUGAAAGGACUGAUGUGCCAGUGUUUAGAGGGUCAGGUAGUUCCCUACUUCAUGACUCAAUCAAAGAUGCUCAUCAUGUACAUGGCUCUGAUGGUCUCGGAGGUGUUCCAGAUCCAGACCCGCCCAGCCUUGAUCUCAUCCAAUCAGAGCACGCCGUCCACGCCAUGAUUCGCAUGACAAAAGAGAAGCCUGGUCAGGUGACCAUGGUGGCCAUUGGACCGCUGACCAACCUGGCCCUCGCGAUUCGACUGGACCCGGGUUUCACCGGUACACUGAAGAAGCUGGUAAUCAUGGGAGGCAAUACAGAAGGAUCUGGGAGUAUGACAGAUGCGGCAGAGUUUAACUUCUUCAGUGACCCUGAGGCGGCUCACAUAGUAUUGCAAGACGUCAAAUGUCCAACAAUAGUUGUUGGCUGGGAAACAUGUCUGAAGAACGGAUUAUCUUGGGAGUGGUACGACAAGUGGUCCUCCAGUCAGUCACCCAAAGCCACCUUUGUGAAUAACAUAACAAGAUCGAUGGCUGACAGGAUGCGUAACCGGAGCAUGCGUAAACUCUUCUUACUGUGCGACCCGCUCGCGAUGGCUGUGGCUAUCGAUCAGGGGGUAGUGACCGCGUCGGACCACUUGCCGGUCUUCAUCGAGAUGCAAGGGACGGUCACACGGGGUCAGAUGGUCAGCGUUGUCAAAAACACUCAGGGACUGGAACUCGGACCGAAGAUUGAGAUUGUAAAACGUUGUCGGAUUGAAACAUUAGCGGCCAUGUACGAGCAGGCUACUAGCUGAUUUAAGCUAUUGUUGCAUUAGGAAAGAAGCCCCCUACAUAAUAUGCUGGUCAACAAUGUAUAAUGACACACUGUAUGCUCAAUGCUAUCCAGGGAACGAUAUCGUCCAGCAAUUUGGCAUUGCAGAUACUGAACUUGUUUUGUGAACACUGAAUGCCAAUAUUGAGAAACAAAUUGUGUUUUUUGAGUAGCAACCUGUACAUUUUGUGUAGCAUUUUGUUCUGCUAUACAAAAGAAAUCAUUCGCUGCUGUCGGAGAACUUUGGAGAAAAAAAUAAUACAUCUCUCUGACAGUCAGAGUGCAAAGGCCAUUAUUUUAUUUCAGAUAUUUCAAUUAUUGUUUCUGUCAAAACUCUCAGGAGAGAUUAAAAACAGAGCUGAUCUUGAGGAGGAUGGUUGUGCGGUUUGUGAAUACAGAAAUAGAAUUAGUCGUUCCAUUCUUCAAACCAUUCCGUUUUACUUUUCUAACACACAAUUUGUUUGGCUUGUAUCAAAGAACAGAAACAGCUGCUAUUUUUGUUGCUCAAAAAUUUGGCGAGCAUUUCGACUACAUUUACUGAUAUUCCAACAAAAUCUGCUCUACAUUUGAAAAGCAGAGUUGGCUUGACUCAAAAUAUAAAUCAAAGAAUCCUUUUCUGUUCUUUCAGGAAUGGUUUGACAAAUGGUCUGCGACUCCCACACCCAAGGGAAAGUUCAUAAACGCUAUCCUAGCGGGCCACUUUAUGAAGUAU
Molecule: messenger RNA, 1787 nt
Organism: Asterias rubens (European starfish)
Lineage: Eukaryota; Metazoa; Echinodermata; Asteroidea; Forcipulatida; Asteriidae
Product: probable uridine nucleosidase 2
Exons: 5
Coding region: 99-1058 (319 amino acids)
Molecular function (GO): hydrolase activity, hydrolyzing N-glycosyl compounds
Source: RefSeq, a predicted model, not a curated record